AUGACUCUCUCUAACGGUAACGGCCACAGCAACGAGAACGUCGAUCCCGCCCUCCUCAGGCGGCCCAACAUCGCGCUCUGGGUUACCAAGGACCACAAGAUCUACCAGAAGCAGGAAGCGUUUCCCGACUGCCCGCCGGACAGUUGUGUCAUCCAUGUCAAGGCGACGGGUAUCUGCGGAUCGGAGAUCCACUUCUGGAAGCAUGGCCGCAUCGGCGACUGCUGUGUCACGCACGACAUUAUCCUGGGCCACGAGAGCGCCGGGCAAGUCGUUGCCGUGGGUGCCAACGUGCGCAACUUGUCGAUCGGUGACCGUGUGAGCAUCGAACCCGGAGUUGCAUGCUGGGAGUGCGACAUGUGUAUCCGUGGGCGAUACAACCUCUGUCCCAAUGUUGUGUUCAGUGGCACGCCACCCAGCGACGGCACGAUGCGGCGCUUCGUUGCUCACCCUGCCCGCUUCCUGCAUCGUAUCCCUGACGAGAUGAGCUACGCGCUCGGCGCGCUCGUUGAACCGCUUAGCGUGGGGUACAACGCCGUGCUGCGGGCCAAAAUCUACCUGGGCAUGCCCGUGGUGAUUGCCGGCGCUGGGCCCAUCGGUCUUGCUGCUGCGUUGAGCGCUCGUGCAGCCGGCGCAUCACCUAUUUUGAUCACCGACUUGGAGGAGAGCAAGCUCGCACAGGCGGCCGUAUUCGGAUUCGCUGGGUUGGCUGUGUCCACUGAAUGGGACAGGAAGGACACGGCGGCGCGUAUCCGCCAGGCGAUGGGGUGCGCGCCCCAGCUCGUGCUCGAAUGCACUGGCUCUCCCGCGUCGAUCAACUCGGCGUGUUACGCGCUCGAGGACGGUGGGACGCUGCUACAGGUCGGGUGCGGCAAGCCCGACGUCGAGCUCCCCCUCAUGAGCAUGGGCUUCCGCGAGAUCAACGUCAUCACCUCGUUUAGGUACCAGCAAAGUUGGCCUGUGGUGAUCAGGUUGAUCCAGGCUGGCGUGUUUGGCGACGUUGGGGCAAUGAUCACUCACACGUUGCCGCUGGAGCGGGCCAUUGACGCUUUCGAGACGUGUGUUGACAGGAGCGCACGUGCCAUCAAGGUCCAGAUUGUAGACGAGUAG
This is a messenger RNA of Cutaneotrichosporon cavernicola, 1107 nucleotides long. RefSeq lists its product as uncharacterized. The record is from RefSeq and is a predicted model, not a curated record. Gene Ontology annotation, molecular function: zinc ion binding; L-iditol 2-dehydrogenase (NAD+) activity. NCBI's taxonomy places the organism in Eukaryota, Fungi, Basidiomycota, Tremellomycetes, Trichosporonales, Trichosporonaceae. The transcript is spliced from 2 exons. Gene Ontology annotation, biological process: D-sorbitol catabolic process. The coding region runs from base 1 to 1107 and encodes 368 amino acids.